Centruroides sculpturatus (bark scorpion) is the source of this 492-nucleotide messenger RNA. RefSeq lists its product as uncharacterized. Lineage: Eukaryota; Metazoa; Arthropoda; Arachnida; Scorpiones; Buthidae. The transcript has a single exon. Bases 1 to 492 code for a protein of 163 amino acids. The record is from RefSeq and is a predicted model, not a curated record.
AUGGGCAGUCCAGUUUCCAGAGACCUCUGUGAAAUGGUGGUCAGACAAUUGGAAAACAGGAUCCUACCACACUUUCUCCACAAUAUACUCCUGUACAAAAGAUACAUAGAUGACAUAAUUAUUUUCUGGAGGACAGCUCCAAAUCUAACACAGUUUGUCGACACAAUGAACGACAAUCCAUACGGGCUGGUCAUUGAGGUGGAACAACACAGCCCCACCAGGGUCUACUUCUUGGACAUAGAUAUCACAAUUGAAGGGUCGGACAUACACAUGUCUGUUUAUCGUAAAUCAAGUGCUAUCUCCACUUAUAUUCCAGUUGGGUCGUGUGAUCCUUUUCCAUACAAAAUAGUAGCAUUCAGGGCCUUGGUUAGGAGAGCGUUCACGCAUUCUUCCACUCCACAAGCACUAGCACAGGAAGUAACUAUAGAAGAGAUAGCUGUGGCCCAACAACAACCACCUUGUACAGUUUGCAACCUUAUACAGUUUUUUUAA